AUGAAGUUUGGGGGGAAGGGGAUGAUCCAGCUGAUGGUACUGCUGUACAAUUGGGUGUGGAAAAACGAGUAUACGCCACGUAGAUGGAGGGAAGGAGUGGUUGUGAACCUGUUCAAGAAAGGAGACAAGACUGACCCAGGAAACUACAGGGGGAUCACACUGUUGAACACAGUAGGAAAAGUGUUCUGUAAGCUGUUGAACGAUAGGAUAGUGGGAGUAUUGGAGAAGGAACAUAGCAUUAGUGAGGGCCAGGCAGGUUUCCGCAAGAAGAGGGGGUGCGUAGACCACGUGUUCACGGUAGGGAGAAUCAUCCAAGGUAGAAAGAGGGCGGGAAAGCCGACGUACUGCUU
Ectocarpus sp. CCAP 1310/34 is the source of this 350-nucleotide messenger RNA. The record is from the annotation of a GenBank genome assembly. NCBI's taxonomy places the organism in Eukaryota, Phaeophyceae, Ectocarpales, Ectocarpaceae.